This is a messenger RNA of Biomphalaria glabrata, 3373 nucleotides long. RefSeq names its product solute carrier family 35 member B1-like. Bases 336 to 1376 code for a protein of 346 amino acids. Gene Ontology annotation, biological process: UDP-galactose transmembrane transport. The transcript is spliced from 7 exons. Gene Ontology annotation, molecular function: UDP-galactose transmembrane transporter activity; UDP-glucose transmembrane transporter activity. Gene Ontology annotation, cellular component: Golgi membrane; endoplasmic reticulum membrane. NCBI's taxonomy places the organism in Eukaryota, Metazoa, Mollusca, Gastropoda, Planorbidae. The record is from RefSeq and is a predicted model, not a curated record.
UAUACAAUAUUAUACUAUCGAAUGUGUAGUCUCUUGCAGUUAGAACCAUAUUGGCAUUGGUUAUUGGGGGGAUAAACACGUUAGGUUACAAGUAGGACCUGUUAGUACUUAAUCGUAAUGCCAAACUUCAUGUCUUAAGAAGAAGGAUAUUUUGACCUCUAAUCUAUUUGUUUAAAUUGUGAUUAUUAAUAAAUGGCGUCUUUAAGAGCCCUCUUUUGGCGAGAUAACAUUUUUAGGUCUACUUAGUUCACCGGAAGUAAACACAGCGAUUCACUAAAUUGCGACACGUAACGUCCUCAUAUUAUCUGUACAAGUAUUGGUCGAGUCCCUGAUCUAUGUCGAAUAUUGACGUUAAUCAGUUAGCGGCAAGUGCAAAGACGGUUGAGAUAGUGGACUUAAAACAAACAACAAUACCAAUAAUGGGAGAAGGUAGCACAAAAAAACUGUUGAUUUGUGCAGCAGGAAUAUUCUUCUGUUACUUUUAUUAUGGUAUUCUUCAGGAAAAAAUUACAAAAGGCAAAUAUGGAGAGGGAGAGCAGACAGAAAAGUUUCACUAUACUUUGUCACUUGUGUUCGUACAGUGUGUUAUUAAUGCCCUUUAUGCUAAAAUUGCCAUGACAAUAUUUACUUCUAAAGAAAGAGAUUCAACUCCUAAUUACCUUUAUGCUAUCUGUUCCUUGACAUAUCUUGGAGCAAUGUUAGCUAGUAACCAUUCACUGCAACAUGUUUCAUAUCCAACUCAAGUCCUAGGGAAGUCAAUCAAACCUAUUCCUGUGAUGGUGCUGGGUGUAUUAUUUGCUCGAAAGAGAUAUCCUCUGGCUAAAUACUUUUGUGUUUUGCUCAUUGUUAUGGGAGUUGCAAUGUUUAUGUACAAAGACAAGGGAUCGACAAAGAAAACUGAAGACCAGCCUUUUAUAGGAGUUGGAGAAUUCCUGCUGUUGUUGUCUCUGACUCUGGAUGGUUUAACUGGUGCUAGUCAAGACAGGAUGAAGUCCUUUCAUCAAACAAGUGCUAACAACAUGAUGCUUCAUAUCAAUGUCUUCUCAGUCCUCUGGUUGGCCAUAGGUCUACUGGCAACAGGAGAGUUGUUUGAGUUCAUUGGAUUUGCCAGCCGGCACCCUAUAGUCUUGUUUAACAUGAUUAGCUUUAGUAUAGCCUCAGCUUUAGGACAGAUGUUUAUAUUUAUAACUGUAACAACAUUUGGACCUUUAACCUGCUCCAUUAUAACCACCACCAGGAAAUUUUUCACCAUCCUGGCUUCAGUCAUCAUCUUUCAAAAUCCUAUGUCAGCCCAGCAAUGGGCAGGCACAUCUUUGGUCUUCGUUGGACUUGGACUUGAUUCAGUGUAUGGCAAAGAGAAGAAAAAUAAGAGUUGAUAACAGGAUCGCAUAUAUCUUAGACUGACUUUGACAGACUUUAUGUGAUCAAUCUAAUAAAAUAAAGAUUGAGGUUGGCAUGUGGAAAUGUUAUUGUUGGGUCCCGAUCAGGGUCCACAUUCCAGAAAGUUUUAACUCAUCACAGAAGUUCCCUUUUUUUCUCAUUCGCAGUUGUGCUUUUCUAUUUAUUUUUUUAAUAAAUUUGUUAUUGUUACUUUUAAAAUAUUGAAAAGAUUGUAAUAAAAUAUUUAAAAUGAAUUUAAUUUAAAAAAAUAUGUUAAAAAUUACACUCCAACUCUCAUACAUUUCUAUACAAUGUUAAGGAACAAUUGAAAAAUUUUAUUAUUUUAAUCAGCAAAAUGUCAGAGGAUCAACACUGCUAGAGGGAUUAACAGUGCUAGAGCAUAAAUAUAAAUUUAUAUAUAACACGAAAAAACUAUGUACACAAGUGUUCACUGUUGCUUUUUAUUUCUUUCCUAUUCUCUUCUGCUCUUCCAACUUCUUUUCUGCUUUCUUCCAUUCUUCUGACAAGUUCUUAGCAAAAGAGUUUAUGAAACUAUUUGUUUUUUGAAUAGAUUUGUUGGCCUGAUCUUGAACAAUCCUUGAUGAAUGUUUGAGUUCAUCUUGCAGGCGAUUCACAGCAUCUGUUUCUUUCCAUUGCUCUAGCUUUUCCCCACCUUGAAAGAAAAGAUCAAAACAUUUUAUCAACUUUUUUUUUUUUUAUCCAUCAAACACCUUUUUUUUUUCCUUGUAAGUUUAGUCAAGUAUAAGUUAAUGACAUUUGACAUCAAAUGGAUUGUGAACUUUGUUCUAGAGGAUGAAAAUAUCCAGAAAAAAUAAAUUAUCUUUGUGUUACUGAUUAUAUUUAGUUCAGUAUUAAUGUUAAUUUCUUCUUAGUGUUUGGAAUUAUAUUUUAAAUCAAUAUUUAUUGAGGUUUUCUUAAGUGCUUAAGUUUUAUUUAUUAUUACAAAUGUUAAUAAAUGAAUUUUAAUAGAGAAAAUUGUAUGUGAAGAGGAAUUUAAAAGAAUUUACUCUGAUAAAACCAAGUCAUUUCCUUUUUUUAUUUCCAUUUGCUAUUUUGGUAUGAACUAUAUGCAACCAGAAGCAUACAUGUAUGUUGUUUGAUAAUUCAAACUUGCUGGUUGAAAACAUCAAAGUUUAUAAAUGUUUUUAGAUGUCUGAUAAGUUGAAAGAUUUUUUUUUAGAUGUAAUAUGUCUAGCUGAUUGAUGAAAGAGAUUCAGUCAGAUUGUUAUUUAUCAACUUGAUAUGUAAUAGAUUAACUAAUUGUUUUCAGUGGGAACAAGUGAAAUGAUUAGAGGGCAUAUUUGUAGGUAGUUUUGCUAUUAAGCAGCUGAGGUAGAAAUUACUAUAAUAUAAACUAACCUAAAAGUGACAACUUUUUGUGAGUGUGUGUAUAUAUAUAGCAUAUAGUAAGUAGCCCAAUUUUUAUAACUCACUCACAUUGGCUGGAUCUGUUUAAACAUUUCUUUAUCUUGUCUUGUAAUUUAUGAAUUUUUAUUUUGUUGAAUUAUUUUAUUGCCUGGCUCAUUUUGAGUCCAUCAUAAUUUAUUUUGUACAAGUUGUUGUCAUGAAUAAGAUUCCAGAAUAAAUUAUCAGUCUUGUUUUGUUUCAUCUUGAUUCAGAUAUCAAUGAAUUGUAUUAAACUCACAGUUUGAUGUUUAUUUUUUAGUUGAUUGUUACUAUAAAAAGAUAUUUUUAAAUAAUAUUUAAACUUUAUUUACCAAUUUCUUUUCCUUUUUGAAAAAAGUAGGCUGUCAGCUGUGCUGCACGUCUGAUUGGAUAACUUUCCGCUAUCUAGACAAAAAAUGUUUAAUAUUAUUUAUGAAAUGUAAGAUAAUAGAUGAAUUGACAGCAAAACAAAAUUUUUUGAUUUUUCUUCUUCUGGUAAUUAUUGAUUAGUUUUAUUUAAGUGUAAAAUACAAUAAAUAAUAUAUAAUGUUUAAAAAAAAGUUGAAUAAAAAUAUAUCCUACCUUU